AUGGAAGACAAAAAAGCAAAUUUGAUUGCAUUUUCCAUAGUAAUUGUACUCAUAAUUGUCAUUAUCAUUGCUCGUUUAUCUCUGAAACUUUCCAAGACAUUUUUUCUGAUAUGUGGAGCUGAUAUUGCAGCAAUUCUAGCAGUUUUUGCAGUUAUAGCGAUCCGGGUUCGUUUUACUGCUCGACGAAAACAACUCGAACAACGGUUCGAUUCAGAAGGCCGAGAGCUUCGAAUCGAGUACAGUUUUCUGAGGAAAGUUGCUGGAGUUCCGACAAAGUUCCGGUAUCGGGACUUGGAAGUAGCCACGGAUGGCUUUCGAUCUAUGGUAGGACGUGGGUCGUCGGCUUCAGUCUUUAAAGGGAUACUCAGUGAUGGGACGGCAGUUGCAGUAAAAAGGAUCGAAGGGGAUGAUCGAGGAGAGAAGGAAUUCAAAUCAGAAGUUGCAGCUAUUGCUAGCGUGCAACACGUAAACCUCGUACGCCUUCUCGGGUAUUGUGUCCAGUCGACUGGUCCUCGUUUCAUUGUUUACGAGUUCAUUCAUAACGGCUCGUUGGAUAAUUGGAUUUUCCCCAAGGGGGAAAGGGGUGGUCAACGUAGUGGUUGUUUGACAUGGGAUUCGAGAUGUAGAGUUGCUCUUGAUGUAGCGAGAGCGCUUUCUUACUUGCACCACGAUUGUCGAUCUUGUAUACUGCAUCUAGAUGUGAAGCCGGAAAAUAUACUUCUCGACCAUGAUUAUCGUGCACUCGUGUCAGAUUUCGGGCUCUCGAAAAUAAAAGGAAGAGACGAGAGUCGAGUUGUGACAACGAUCCGGGGGACUAGAGGUUACUUGGCUCCUGAAUGGCUCCUGGAGAAUGGAGUUUCUGAGAAAUGUGAUGUGUACAGUUAUGGAAUGGUGCUGUUAGAGAUUAUUGGUGGACGAAGAAACGUCCGUGUUCUCGAAAAUGGCAAUGGUGAGUCGAAAAAAAAGUUUCAAUACUUCCCAAAGAUUGUGAGUGACAAAUUUAAAGAUGGGAAACUUAUGGAAAUUGUUGAUCCAAGGUUGGUUGAAGAUGGAGGGGUUAAUGAGAGGCAAUUAAAGAGACUGGUUUGUGCAGCUUUAUGGUGCAUACAAGAGAAGGCCAAGCUUAGGCCAAGCAUGGCUAUGGUUGUUGAAAUGCUCGAGGGGCGUGUACCGGUUGAAGACCCGCCCAACACACAAAUGCUUAUUGUUGAUUUGUUAACAAUUGGUGAAGAGGCAGCUGAUCCUGGUUGUACUCCCAGGCCUAGAUUUGGUAUAGUGGAAAAUUACCAAAUGAAUAGUGACAUUCCUUCCACGUCGAGUUACUCGGUUACAAUGUCGACACUCUCAGGCCGGAUUCUCAAUCGAAUUGAAGACCGAUACAGCAUAAGAGAGGUCACCAGAUGGGCUAACGGCGCAAAACUCGAUAAGUUUGCUGAGUGCAAACAGUGUGUUGUGGAGUCCAAAUUUGAUGACUUGACAGUGGAUUUGUUUGAGUUUCUUUAUGCUUUUGCAUUUGGAGAGGAGAGUAAGAGAGGGGUGGUUUUGGAGUAG
Messenger RNA from Fraxinus pennsylvanica, 1551 nucleotides. NCBI's taxonomy places the organism in Eukaryota, Viridiplantae, Streptophyta, Magnoliopsida, Lamiales, Oleaceae. The record is from the annotation of a GenBank genome assembly.